This is a messenger RNA of Chaetomium globosum CBS 148.51, 660 nucleotides long. RefSeq lists its product as uncharacterized. Lineage: Eukaryota; Fungi; Ascomycota; Sordariomycetes; Sordariales; Chaetomiaceae. Gene Ontology annotation, molecular function: proton-transporting ATP synthase activity, rotational mechanism. The record is from RefSeq and is a predicted model, not a curated record. The transcript is spliced from 4 exons. Gene Ontology annotation, cellular component: membrane. The coding region runs from base 1 to 660 and encodes 219 amino acids. Gene Ontology annotation, biological process: proton motive force-driven mitochondrial ATP synthesis.
AUGUUCUCGCGACAGGCAUUGCUGCGCUCCGCGCGGACGGUAGCUCCCCAGCGUGCUUUCCUCGGCCAGACCCGCGCCUUCGCCGCCCCGGCCGCCAGCGAGAGAGUGCAACCUCCGGUCGCCCUUUUCGGCCUCGACGGCACCUAUGCCACUGCUCUGACCUCCUCCCUCGAGCCCACCGCCAAGGGCCUCGCCGCUCUCGGCAAUGUCAUUCAGAAGGAUGCGAAGCUCGUGACUAUCCUCCAGGCCCCGACGCUCUCCGCCGCCGACAAGAGCGCUGUCGUCGCCGAGCUGCAGAAGAACGCCGGCGCCUCCGGCGAGACCGUCAAGAACUUCCUCGCCACCCUCGCCGAGAACAACCGCCUGGCCCUUCUCCCUGGUGUCUGCACCAAGUUCAGCGAGCUCAUGAGCGCCGCCCGUGGUGAGGUUGAGAUGGUUGUCACUAGCGCCCAGCCCCUGGACAACCGGACGCUCUCUCGCCUUGAGGCCGCUGUCUCCAAGUCGAGCUACGUCGGUGCUGGCAAGAAGCUCAAGGUCAAGAACACGGUUAACCCCGAUAUCGUCGGUGGCCUCGUCGUCGAGGUUGGCGACAGGACAAUUGACCUCAGCGUCUCUUCCAAGCUUGCCAAGAUGAACAAGCUGCUCACCGACACCCUGUAA